AGAUUUUGAAUGUAAACACAGUUUGUUUUGAAUGUGUGAUGCAAUCAAUUGUGACCGCAAUGUCUUCAAUAUCAAUGCUUAAGACAUUCAACCGAUUGCUGACAUUGAAGCCAAUAUCGUGGACAACAUCCAGAAGUAUAUCAUAUCUGUUGACAAAACUAAACAAUAGGCAACUGAUUGAUGUCAAUGGAAAUGACUCUUAUGAUUACAUUCAAGGUUUGAUAACCAAUGAUAUGCGACACUUAAGAUCAUCAUUGGAGACAAGUGUCACUCAGGACUGUAUCUAUGCUUUUAUGUUAAACCGAACGGGAAGAGUGAUCGCCGAUGUCUUCGUCUAUAAGAAUGACCACAAAAAAGAUGAGAAAAAUUCACUUUUUAUUGAAACUGAUUCACAAUUAUUAGAGUCGACAGAAAAAUACUUGAGAUCGUAUCGCAUCCGACGUAAAGUCGAUAUUAAUAUUAAUAGUCAUUAUAACGUUUGGUCUUUAUUUCCAUCUGUAAAUCAAUUUGAUGAUCAAAUAAUCACUGAAUUAAAUGAAUGUGAGAUUAACUUUAAGUCAGAAAAUUGUGAAGAUUUUUUGGUUGUCAGAGAUCCACGACUAAAACAAUUAGGUUUUCGAUUAUUAGUUAAGUAUUAUGAAAAUGAAUCGGAAGAUAAAGUCAGAGAUCGAGUUAAGAAGUUUUUACAAUCAAAAAGUCUUGAUAUCAACGAAACAAAUGCCAAAAAUUAUGACAAAUAUAGGUAUCGUUUGGGUGUCGGUGAAGGGGUUCAAGAUUUUCCCAUUGAGUUAUGCUUUCCUCUUGAAUGUAACGGAGAUUUUUUACACGCAAUUAGCUUUCAGAAAGGCUGUUAUGUGGGACAAGAGUUAACGGCACGUAUAUAUCAUACGGGAGUUAUCCGAAAACGAUUGAUGCCUAUUGAGAUAAUUGAUGGUAAAGAAGUGAUUGAAAAUAUAUCCAUUCAAAAUAUAACCGCAAAUAUUGGUAAUGAAUCAAAAAAUGUGGGAAAAUUUCGCAGUCAUUGCUCUACUAAUGGUUUGGCUCUUCUUCGAGUCGAUGAUUGUCUUAAAACUGAUAAUUUAUUUCUAACUAAAAGUGAAUUAACCAUUAAGUGCUUUAAACCCUUUUGGUGGCCAAAAGAGAUGAACAAACAGUCCAUUUCUAAUGCAAAGAACUGA
Messenger RNA from Oppia nitens, 1178 nucleotides. RefSeq names its product putative transferase CAF17 homolog, mitochondrial. The transcript has 3 exons. Gene Ontology annotation, molecular function: protein binding. NCBI's taxonomy places the organism in Eukaryota, Metazoa, Arthropoda, Arachnida, Sarcoptiformes, Oppiidae. Gene Ontology annotation, cellular component: mitochondrial matrix. Bases 39 to 1178 code for a protein of 379 amino acids. The record is from RefSeq and is a predicted model, not a curated record.